Messenger RNA from Momordica charantia (bitter melon), 1696 nucleotides. The record is from RefSeq and is a predicted model, not a curated record. NCBI's taxonomy places the organism in Eukaryota, Viridiplantae, Streptophyta, Magnoliopsida, Cucurbitales, Cucurbitaceae.
GCUAAUGGCUGUCGGUCGUAUCCAGAGUUUAGUAUGGAUGAUUGGACCCAUGAAGAGGAUCUUUACGAUCUAAGCUACUCAGAAAUGCAUCACGAGAUGAUCAAGGAAAUUCUCCUACAUCCAUCUUUUCGAGAGAGAGGUUGAUUAUCCAUCCAAGCAGAAUUUUUAUUUUGUGGAGCAUUUGGUUAGGAAGCAAUAGGAGUCUUUUCAGCAUUGAGGGAUCUUGGGUGGUGGAUGUCAUCCCAGUUUAAUGCUUCUUUUGGGUCCAUACUUCAGGCCUUUGGAGUUCAAUGGUGUCCUUUUGGCAGCUUAGCUCGACUUCCUUCUUCUUUUGAGGAUGGUGACUUUUCUUCAACUGCUUAUCAUGACCUUUUGGGGCAACAUGCCAUUUUCGCCGAACAUACAGCCGUGUCGUCUGCCACUCAUCCUUGCCCGUAUAUUGCUUACUUUGGACCCAUCCAUCCAUCUUCAUCGAGUUCAAGUGCUUCAGAAGCUUCUAAUUUCAGCAAUCAUUGGAAUGGCCCAUCAGUACCUAGUGAAAUGCCAUCAUCUUAUGCAUUUCCUGCCGUGGAUCUUCAUUACCAAAACUGGGAGCAUCAUUCUCCGCCGCCCUUCUCCACGACGAACAAUCGUGUUGCUGGUGCUGAUCAGCCAUCGGUUGCAUCCGUUGCCCAAAGAUCUGCUACCAGAGUCGGUUCCGAAUUACCAAGAUCUGGAAGCGUAAUGCACCCCUUCCUUGUUGGUCAUAGCUCCGGUGCAAGAGUCGGAAGCUCAGUCGCUUCCUCAAUGAUUCCUCCCUAUCCUGGCAGCAAUGCACGUGCUCGUGAUCGAGUCCAAGCUCUCCAAGCAUACUAUCAACAACAACCCAGCACUACAGGAACCAUUCGCCCACCUGCAAUUUCUGGUGCCAGAAGAUCCAGUAGUCACAGAGGGCUGUCACAAGCACCCAUGGCCUCAUCGUCUGACCAACCUAGCGGCUUCUACUUCUACUCAUCAGCAUCAUCGGGUCGUAAUUUCCAACAAGAAAGCGGCAUGCCAAAUCGCUUUCACGCGUGGGAUAGAGAUCACUUGCCUUCAUUCGGGUUGAGCCAGAUGGAGAGAGAUCCAGGUUGGGGAGAGAUUCAUCAGGGUGCAAGUGUUUCCGAUCCAAGCAUCAGGUCUAGAAGCUUCCGUCAAAGGCAUGGUUCUGAGAGGACAUCAUCGCAGAACUGGUCAUAGGCCAACCAUCCCAUUUACUUAUCUUUUUCCGGUGAAGCAAAAACUAUCACUAUGAUGACUCGAAACUGAAAUUUAUGUAAUGAUUGGGAUGAUAUGUAAUGGCUGAGUCUUUGAUGUGUCGAUAGGACUCUAAAUGCUGUGAAAGCAGCCGAUAAAAGAAUGCUUGUUUCGGGGCUGCCGAUGUGGUCAGUGUGAUGAUGGACAUGGCUUCCUUGAGUUUGUCUGCCCUGGAGGGUUUACAGAAUAACACUAUGAAUUGGAUGGCAAUGCCUAAGAAAGAUUUGUAGGUCACAACCUUCCUGUAUCCAUCCAAUUCAUAAAGAUGUUUGGACUUGAUUUGGGUGCCUCCAGAGGGUCAGAUUAUUAAAUUUGGUAAAUGUAUUCUUGAAGUGAUAGUUGAAAAUAUUCAGUGUUUAUUUGUAAACAAUGAAAUGUGAUGGUUUCAGUAAUGUAUGAGCAGGCCCAGCUUUUGGUUUUA